Messenger RNA from Pochonia chlamydosporia 170, 201 nucleotides. RefSeq lists its product as hypothetical. The record is from RefSeq and is a predicted model, not a curated record. Bases 1 to 201 code for a protein of 66 amino acids. The transcript has a single exon. Lineage: Eukaryota; Fungi; Ascomycota; Sordariomycetes; Hypocreales; Clavicipitaceae.
AUGUCGGGACCACCGAUUCCGUGCUGUUCUCUCAAAUUUCGAUUGGAGUUAAACCAAAGGACUGCAAGUCCAGAGAAGGCAAUCAACCAUCCGGGUUCAUCCAGCCGAGCUGGAAGCUGGACUGCGAGAUCGUUGCAGUUUGCUGCCAACUGCCCUCGUUGUUUGCUCGUGGAUUUGUCAAUGUUGGAGGACCAAGCUUGA